Solea solea (common sole) is the source of this 3496-nucleotide messenger RNA. RefSeq names its product L3MBTL histone methyl-lysine binding protein 2 (gene l3mbtl2). The transcript has 18 exons. The coding region runs from base 223 to 2703 and encodes 826 amino acids. Gene Ontology annotation, molecular function: zinc ion binding. Lineage: Eukaryota; Metazoa; Chordata; Actinopteri; Pleuronectiformes; Soleidae. Gene Ontology annotation, biological process: regulation of DNA-templated transcription. The record is from RefSeq and is a predicted model, not a curated record. Gene Ontology annotation, cellular component: nucleus.
ACGACGUCAAACGUAAGCGACAUGCUCGUCAGUGUUUUGGAGCGCCACGAAGGUUCAGCUCGAACACUUUGCAUCCAGGGAGGUUGAAAGCUAAACUCCGCACACCUAAACGAGUGUCUUCACAUUACCGCGUCUUAGCCUCCUCAACAACGACUAAAAGUCCAGUGAACAAACCUGCUUUGGUCUCACUGAUUUCACUGGUAGACUUCCAUUGAGGACAGGAUGCCCUACCACUGUGUGUCGUACGGCUGUGGCAAGACUGUAGACAAUGGUGCGACAAUGUUCAAAUUCCCCAAGGACCCUGAGGAGUUUCGCAAAUGGGAGAAGCAGAUCCAACGCACCCGUCCAAAUUGGAAGGCCACGCCCUACUCUCACCUCUGCAGUGAGCAUUUUGGCAAGGAGUACUUUGAGCACACUUUGCCUCUAAAGCUGAGGCCCGGAGCGGUUCCUACAGUGUUCCUUCGUCCAUCCUGUUCUUCCUGCAGUGGAGUCGGCUGUAAAAAAUGCCUGCCUUCCAUCCAGCGGCGGAGCAUUUCAGCUGAGCCUAAUGAUGACAUUAGUGCUGAAAUCAGUGGCCCGGCACCCAUUCAUAUGGAUGGAGGAGGUGACAAAGAUCUUACAAGAGGAGCGUUAAAGCCGGGACAAAAGAAACGUGACGAUAAGCCAGUGGUGUGUGAGAUGUGUGGCACCAGCGGCACCUUAAAGACCUUCUUUUCGAGGACAAAGCGCUUCUGCAGUGUGUCCUGCUCACGCUCCUACUCGUCAAACUCCAAGAAGUCCUCCGUACUGGCACGUCUGAAGGGACGACCCCCCUCAAAAAAAGCUACUGUGCUCAACAAAGUGAAAAAGGCCCUUCCAAUCCAAAAUGGACUGGAUGGUUUUGAGUGGGGCCCGUACUUGGAGAAGGAUGGAUCUGUGGCUGCAUCGGUUUCUUGCUUCAGACACGCUCCGCUCUGUUCCCAGUGGGAUGAUAUCACUGUUGGGAUGAAGGUGGAAGUCCUGAACACCAACGCUGUCCUGCCCAGUAAAGUCCUCUGGAUCGCUACCGUUAUCCAAAUUGCUGGAUACAAAGCUCUGCUGAGAUAUGAAGGCUUUGAGCAGGACGGCAGCCAUGAUUUCUGGUGCAGCCUCGUUUCGGGAGAGCUGAAGCCGGUUGGAUGGUGCGCCAUGACGAGCAAGCUGCUGGUGCCUCCACAAGAUGUGAAGCAGAACAUUUCAGAUUGGAAAGAGUAUCUGAUGACAAAGCUGGUGGGCGCCAACACUCUACCCGUUGAUUUCUCCUUAAAGCUGGCAGAGACCAUGAAGAGCCCUUUCAGAUCAGGCAUGCGUAUGGAGGUGGUGGAUCCCAAACACAUGAGCCGAACCCGUGUGGCCGUCAUAGACUCGUACACCGGAGGCCGUCUGCACCUGGUGUUCUCAGAUCAGAGCGACGCCACAGAGAACACCGUGUCUUCCUUAUGGUGCCACGAGUCAAGUCCCCUCCUGCACCCGAUGGGCUGGUCCAGCAAAGUGGGUCACGCCAUUAAGACGCCCAUCGCAAAUGCCACCGGUGCGUUCAAGGGUUUCUCAGACUGUUCAUCGCGUAUCUUUAAAAAGCCGAGGGUCGUCUACAUGGAGGGCGGAUUCUUUGAAGAAGGAAUGAAACUGGAGGCCAUCGACCCGCUCAACCUGGGAAACAUCUGUGUGGCCACUGUGAAGAAGGUGCUGUUAGAUGGUUACCUGAUGGUUGGCAUCGACGGCGCCACAUCUGACAACGACCAGUUUUGUUACCACGCGUCUUCUCAUGCCAUCUUUCCUGUAAACUUCUGUAAAAAGAACUUAAUCCCUCUCACUGUACCUAAAGGUUACGCCUAUCAGAUGUUCACCUGGGAAAAAUACCUACUGGAGACCAACGCUAAAGCUGCACCAGCACAACUCUUCAACACUGAUUACCCAGGUCACGGCUUUGCCUCCAACAUGAAGCUGGAGGCGGCGGACCUGAUGGAGCCGCGCCUCGUGUGCGUGGCCACGGUGAAGCGCUACGUGGGCCGUCUGCUGCUUAUCCACUACGACGGCUGGGAGGAUGAGUAUGACCAAUGGGUCGACCACCAGUCCCCAGACAUCUACCCUGUGGGCUGGUGUGAACUGGUGGGGUAUCCGCUUCAGCCGCCUCCUGGACUAGUUGAUAUAAACACACUCCAGGUGGUACGGAACAAGAAAUGCAAGCAGUAUUAUACCGGAAGAAAGAAAAAAAAGUAUGCAAGGAAGAGGCUCUCUGAUGAACAGACUACAGACGAUGCUGGAAAAGAGGCUGAGGUCACAAGUGUCACUGGUGUCACUCACUUGAGUCCAUCAGAGGCCGAGGACCUCAGUCUUCCACCGAAAAUGCCUUGCAUCCAAACGAAGACUGAGCUUGUGGAGCAGGAGUUCUGUCCAGUGCAGGUCAAAGUGGAGGAGGUGGAGAUGGUCAUUGAUGCUCCAGGCAACAGCAAACAAAUCUGCCUGACUUCAGUCAAACAGGAGGACGGAGGAGAGCUGAGUAAUUCAGGCCAGCAGUGGAGCAGCCCUGAAAACGUAGCACCCGCUGAGCUGACUUCGCUGGAGGACAGCUACACCGCCGACAGCAACACGGAGCAGAGUGAACACGAAGACGACAUGGAAAACUACGGCGCUGCAGAUGAAGUGCUGGAGAGCAGCACCGAGCUGUUGACUCUGGAGGAAUGAAGAGAGAAGAUGGAUAGAACUGUAGGGAGAUUUUUGUCAUGUCAAGUUUGUGAUGGCUGAGUCCCAUUUAGCUUCCUCAGUUUCAGUGUGAAUGCUGGUUCAAGUAUCUGAACAGAGCCAACGUUAACGUCAACACCUGUGCUUUUCAAAAUGGCUGUCGUGCAACAGGCUCAUAUAGCAAAGUUCACACUGAAUCACUUUAAACUCGUAGGAUGUCUGUAUGUUUCACACUGUAUGACCUGCUGUCAUGUGACCACGAGACCUAACAGUCAUCGUGAGGUCUAACUACACGAAUGAGAGACCACAUGAUCUUUGAUACGAGUGCUGACACGGAGACUGAUGAAUGACUUCGAUGUAUUCCAUUAUUAGUGUGUUUAAUACACAGCUAAAUAAAGCCAAGCUGUUCUAAGUUUGAUCUGAUUACCACAGCAGGUAAUCCUUUACUUCGAGUGUGUGUAUAAUGCUGAAAACAAUUAAGGGUAAAUCACAUAAAUUGUAUAAUUAAAUAACGUAACAUCCACCAACAGAACGGAAAUCACCAACUCAUUAAGGGGUGGAUGCAAAUUCACACUCAAGACUGAUUCAUUUUCCCCUUCAUUUAUUUUGAGCAGUGUAGACGAACUUGUCUGAUUGUUAAACUACCUCACUUUCUUUCCAACACCCUCACCUCGUGUUGGAAAGGACUUUGUGUUUUAUGCCUUCCGGUUGUCACAACAUGCAGAUGUUAAGUCUUUGUUUUUCAUGAUUUUGUAAGAAAAUUAAAAAAAUAAAUACAUUUUUCUUUAUAUAAAAA